UUUCAAAAAAUUUUAAUUUGUUUAUUUUUUGACGUGUUCACUACAUACUACAUUUGGCAUACAAAACUACAAAAUUUGAAAUUGUUCAAUACGUAAUAGACCAACUGACAUAGCCUAAGAAGGAACAAUGCCAUGGUAGAUUGCUAGUGACAACGGUUGGCUAGUUGACAAAAUUUUGGUUUAACAUGGGGGCCACCGGUCAAAAGCGUAAAUGCAGUUUAAAGAAUAUUUGCAAAUUAAUACGUCUUUAUCGAGCCAAUGAUUGCCUAUGGAAUCCCAAAUCGUCCAGCUUUCGCAAUCUGGAGAUGAAAGAGAGAGCUUGGCAACGCAUUUCCCAUUUAUUCAAUAACGGACUAAGCGUCGAUGCAGUUAAAUUGCAAAUAUUAUCAUUACGUUAUUAUUUUGCAACUGAAAUGUUGGCCAUCAAACGUUGCAAAUUGGGAGGAUACCCGCAUGUACCGAAGCAACCUUAUUUCAAAGAACUGCAGUUUCUCAAGGACGCGAUAGAGCCCAGUGUUAGUGCUCAGAUAAUUGAGUCAGAGGCACAGGAUCAAAUCAAUUGUAUUGUUGAGGAUGCCUUUCUGUUGAGCAACAGCGAGAACAGCAUUCACAACGACCAAAUUGAUUUUCAGAUCCCGUCAUCGAAUGAAUAUACCUUUACAAAUACUGAGCUACAAUCGCACGAAUCAGAACCCAGGCAGUUACCUUUGCCGCAGUACGAUAUGGGUGCAACGAUACUGCUGCCAAUACGUUGUGAAUCGGGCUGCGAUCGUUGGCAUCAGGCAAGCUACUAUGAGGAUGAAGAUGAAGGCUACGUAAGACGACCGAGUGGAUCAGCAAAUCCAAACGAGCAGAAUCAUAAUUUCAGCUAUUACAGCCGUAAAACUGCCGACAACGAAUAUUGCAGUCGAGAUUAUAAUAGCCAAUGGGCUCUGGCGUAUCCACCCCAAGUGCUUACCGAUUAUGGUAACACCUUAAAAACGAAUAUGUAUGCCGAAGUUACCUAUCCGAGAUGCGCCUGUGCACCCAAGAAAAAAGUGCUCACGGGUCGAUACAAACCCAAGUCGAAAUUAACAGACUCGUAUUACGAUGGUGAGGACUUUAAAAAAUUUGUGGAACCCAAUACGCAAAGCCUGCAGUUUAGAUGUUCUAAUCAUGCCAACUAUAAUACUUCAAGUGAUUAUCAUCAUGAUAGAUGCUAUCGCAAUGUCAGCCGGCACACAUCGGGUGAUGAACAGACAACGCCAUAUAAUAAGUGUGUUGGUGUCAAUUGUAACAUCAAUCAUGGAACUUAUGCGCCACAGGAGGUUGAUUCGGCUGGUUAUGGAGCUUAUCCGCAGAAAGAUUAUGGAGCCGUUUGUGGCUAUAAUAGAAAUAACCGACAAAUGUCAGACAAGGCGAAUGAUCCAUUGGCGGACGAUGAACCGGAAUCUUUUGUAGGAAUAUGCAAUGAAAGCAAUUGCCCUAAAUCACAAUUCUAUAAGCAGGCCGCCAAAAGCUAUGAAAAUAAUGAUUAUCAAAUGAAACAUAGGCCCUGUGACGACAAUCCUGAUUAUGGCGACGAACAAUAUUGCAGAAAUAAUCCAGAAAUGAAAGAUCGUGAGUGUGAGCCGACUGGAAAAUGUAGGCCUAGAAUUACAUCAGCAACUGACUCGACAGGGCAAACCUCAUCUAAUCGUCCAGCAAAUCAGUAUUCAAGGAAAAAAUACUGUACGAAUGACAAAGAGAGACUGAGGAGUCUUAAUAAUGAGAACGGCAGUGCAACAAACUAG
This is a messenger RNA of Drosophila navojoa, 1772 nucleotides long. RefSeq lists its product as uncharacterized. The record is from RefSeq and is a predicted model, not a curated record. Lineage: Eukaryota; Metazoa; Arthropoda; Insecta; Diptera; Drosophilidae.